Molecule: messenger RNA, 1008 nt
Organism: Helobdella robusta
Lineage: Eukaryota; Metazoa; Annelida; Clitellata; Rhynchobdellida; Glossiphoniidae
Exons: 4
Coding region: 1-1008 (335 amino acids)
Biological process (GO): G protein-coupled receptor signaling pathway
Cellular component (GO): membrane
Molecular function (GO): thyrotropin-releasing hormone receptor activity
Source: RefSeq, a predicted model, not a curated record
AUGGUAGACAAUUACGAAAACGACCUGACCAAGUUUAUUGCCAUUAUAUUCCCAUUGAAGGCGCACAUGAUUUGCAGUCGGAAACGCAUCUUUCCCGUCAUCUUCAUCGUCUGGUUCUUCUCAUUCCUCAGUUCCUCACCAAUCAUCAUCUACAAUGUUCUCACACCUCCCAUGCCACCUUCCUUCGUUUCCAGGUGUCAAAUAAUUAUCCCUGGACAGUACGGAAUGGCACUGUAUAAGCUUCUUGAAAUGAUAAUAUUCUUCUUUUUUCCAGUCUUCUUGCAAAUUUUUCUUUAUGGUAUAGUAGCCAAAAAAUUGUACACUAGCUCGAUGGCGCUGCACAAAACACCUCGGAUCAUCAUAAACCCAGACCAACGUAAUCCGAGUUUUUCUCUAUUGAACAAAGCAACCACAUCCUUCACUAUGGCAACUCUGCCAAACGCCAAUUCAGCUGAUAGCAAGCACCGGUUGUCGGCAUUUGAACUCGCGAAGGCUCCAUCAGUGGGAUCCUUGAGCACUUCGAGCAACUGUAACUUUUCAACGACUUUUGGGAAAAAGAAAAAAAUUCCCGAAACAAUUAAAUCGAGGAAAGAAGUCAUAAAAAUGCUGGUUGCCAGCGUUCUCAUAUAUUUUUUCAGCUAUCUACCUCAACAGGUUCUGUCACUUCACAAAAUGGCAACUGGAAACGACUUAAAGGUUUCUUGGUCCUACUUCGUUUUUGCCAUGACACUCUCAUAUGUCAAUUCGGCUUCAAAUCCAGUACUCUACGCUAUUUUCAGUCAAAAGUUUAGAUCCAAGUUCAAACUCCUUCUGACGUGUAGAAAAGGUGUCACUACGUCAAACAACUGUGUGACCAACAUUCACAGCAUUAACACAACCAUAAGUAGAAGGAGUACAUCAGCUGGCUUGCCGAACGUGGCUUCUAAUACGAUGGGAUCUAAUAUGACAUUGGAUAAAAAUUAUUUUGCAAACGCUCAUUACGGACAGUCGGUUUCGACGGCACAGUAG